Thunnus maccoyii (southern bluefin tuna) is the source of this 2894-nucleotide messenger RNA. It is a transcript of the gene chata, whose product is annotated as choline O-acetyltransferase a. Gene Ontology annotation, biological process: acetylcholine biosynthetic process; neuromuscular synaptic transmission. The coding region runs from base 1 to 2070 and encodes 689 amino acids. Gene Ontology annotation, cellular component: cytoplasm; neuron projection. The record is from RefSeq and is a predicted model, not a curated record. NCBI's taxonomy places the organism in Eukaryota, Metazoa, Chordata, Actinopteri, Scombriformes, Scombridae. The transcript has 14 exons. Gene Ontology annotation, molecular function: choline O-acetyltransferase activity.
AUGCCAGUUCUGGACCGAGAGCCCUCAAAAGAUUUAGGGGGCGGAGAUUGUCUGCCAAAGCUGCCGCUCCCCACCCUGAAAGACACACUGGACAUGUACCUGAGGUGCAUGAAGCACCUGCUCACUGAGGAGCAGUUCAAUAAAACCCAAAACACAGUGAAGCAGUUUGGAGCCCCUGGAGGAGUGGGGGAGCUACUGCAGAGCAAACUCGUGGAGAGGAGGGAGUGCAAGGCCAACUGGGUGUAUGACUACUGGCUGAAUGACAUGUACCUCAACAACAGACUGGCUCUGCCCGUCAACUCCAGCCCUGUGAUGGUUUUCCCAGAGCAGCACUUCAGAGCUCCCAUCGACUCUUUAAGGUUUGCUGCACACCUAAUAUCUGGAGUUUUGGAGUACAAGACUCUUCUUGAUGCACGUGCUCUGCCAGUAGACUACGCUCGGGGCCAGCUGGCUGGAACCCCUCUGUGUAUGGAGCAGUAUUAUCGCCUGUUCACCUCCUACCGCCUACCGGGGCCUGAGAGGGACACACUCGUGGCCCAAGAGAGUAGUGUGAUGCCAGAACCUGAACACAUCAUUGUGGCUUGUAAAAACCAGUUCUUCGUGCUGGAUGUGGUGAUCAAUUUCCGCCGACUGAAUGAAAGAGACCUGCUGACUCAGCUGGAGAAGAUUGUCAAAAUGGCUGACAGUGAAGAAGAGCGACUCCCACCUAUUGGUCUUCUCACUUCAGAUGGACGGACAGAGUGGGCUGAGUCUCGCAGUGUGCUCAUGAGAGAAUCAACCAACAGGGACUCCCUCGACAUGAUCGAGCGCUGUCUGUGUUUGGUCUGUAUGGAUGACGCCAGUGGGCCUGAGCUAAGUGACACCACGCGGGCCAUGUUGAUGCUGCACGGAGGAGGAGUGGCCAAGAAUGGGGGCAACCGCUGGUACGACAAGCCCAUGCAGUUUGUCGUAGGAGCUGACGGCUGCUGUGGAGUUGUGUGUGAACACUCGCCAUUUGAAGGGAUUGUCCUUGUGCAGUGCACAGAGUAUCUGCUCAAAUACAUGACUGGCAGUCCAUCAAAGCUGGUGAGGGCUGCAAGUGUGAGCGAGCUGCCUGCACCACGCAGGCUCCGCUGGAAAUGUACUACGGAGAUUCACAAACUCCUCGCCUCAUCUGCUGACAAACUCCAGAGGAUGGUGAGAAAUCUUGACAUGAAUGUCCACAAGUUCUUCAAUUACGGGAAAGAGUUCAUCAAAAAGCAGAAAAUGAGUCCAGAUGCCUACAUCCAGGUUGCUCUUCAGUUAACCUACUACAGAUGUCAUGGCAGAGCUGUGUCGACCUAUGAGAGUGCUUCCAUACGGCGUUUUCAGGAGGGCAGAGUUGACAACAUCCGCUCAGCCACACCAGAAGCCCUGGCCUUUCUCAAAGCAAUGACUGAUGGGAAACUGAGCACAAGCGAUGCAGAAAAGAUGGAGUUGUUACGAGGUGCCAUAACUGCACAGACAAAGUAUACUAUUCUGGCAAUUACGGGGAUGGGAAUAGACAAUCAUUUACUAGGAUUACGUGAAAUCGCACAUGAACUGAACAUGGAGAAGCCAGAGAUAUUCAAAGAUGAGGCUUAUCUCAUCAGUAAUCAGUUCAUUCUCUCUACAAGUCAGGUUCCCACUACUGUUGAGAUGUUCUGCUGCUACGGACCCGUGGUUCCAAACGGAUACGGCGCGUGCUACAACCCUCAGUCAGACCACAUCAUCUUCUGUGUGUCCAGUUUCCGCGAGAGCUCGCAGACGUGCUCAGCAGAAUUUGUCAAGUGUCUGGUGCAGGGACUCCUGGACAUGAGGGAUUUGUGCAAUAAAUGCAACUCCAGCGCCAAUCCAUCAGAGCAAAGAAAGGGUCAGACUCUGGAGAUGCAUACACAAACGGAAACAAACUGGCAGAGCAAAACACAGCAGAGACCAGUUGACCUGAGCAAACAUCAGCAAACCCUGCCACAAGUUCUAGUGAAGGCACCAGACCAGACUAAAGUGGAGGCUCAAACCCAAACCUCAACACAAGCAGAGCCACAAGCUUUGAAGAACGAAAGUAAAUCAUAGAAAACUGUUGAUGCCAUUGAACACAGUGGUAGUGUGAUUUUAGAUGUAUUCCUUUUGAGUCCUUCACAAACUAUACAGUGAUAAAAUGAUACAAAAUGUUACGUAAAACCUGUAUUGUUAUAUACUGUUUUGUAAAAGUGUUGUUGAGAAUCUAAUCUGCUCAUUCUUGGAGAAUAUUAGAGUUGUUAGGUUAUUAUAGAAGACCUUUCUGCUGCUGUCACAAAAAACACCCAAUACACACAGGUUAUUAAAACGUCUGUCAAAAUGGCUUCUGUGGGUAAAAAAAAAAAAAUCAAGCCAAAUUUGGGCUUUUGAUUGUUGUUUUGCACUAAAUUGAGAUGAAUCAGCCAAAAAAGUAAAUGUAUUGUUGGGGGACGAUCAGUGCAGUUGUGGUUGGUGGUAAAUGAGAAAACGUUAAUAUGGGAAAAGAGAUACAAACAUACACAGAGGUUCAUUCUCUCUUUUACAUAUCUGCAUCAUUUCCUCCAUGACACCUGUCAGUCAGUGUGAUGAGGCAAACAUAGUCUGUGAGUUAUGAUAAAUGGCCGACCAUCUCACUAUAUGUCAACUUGCAAAUAGCAUGCGGCUAUCUGAUGAUUUCCUGAAGAUUAUGGUAAAACUAGAAUCUCCUAUGCAAAUAUCAUUUGUGUUGUCUUCAUAAAUUGUUGUGUCUAUUGUACCAACAGUACAUGUGGUAUUACUAAAAUGUCUGUUUAAAAAAAGUAUCCUUUCAUAAAAUCAGUAAUCAUAUCUUUAGACAAUUAGCUCAUAUCGCAGUGUAUCCCAUAUACUAGGACUUACACUGUGCUAGUGUAAAGGGAAAG